This is a messenger RNA of Zingiber officinale, 2116 nucleotides long. RefSeq names its product protein NRT1/ PTR FAMILY 7.2-like. Lineage: Eukaryota; Viridiplantae; Streptophyta; Magnoliopsida; Zingiberales; Zingiberaceae. The record is from RefSeq and is a predicted model, not a curated record. Gene Ontology annotation, biological process: transmembrane transport. Gene Ontology annotation, cellular component: membrane. Bases 81 to 1934 code for a protein of 617 amino acids. Gene Ontology annotation, molecular function: transmembrane transporter activity. The transcript has 5 exons.
CUCUCAGCACCAUUUGUUCAUUCAAAUCUCUCUCCUGAAUUCUUCCCCCGAGUUUCUGUUGGCAUCCCCCAUUUCGAACAAUGGCCAACUCUGAGAAUUCCAUGGAGAAAGAGAGAGUAGAAGACGGCAACAUGGUGACUAAAAGCUCUUCCUUUAGCACGGCGAGAAGUGGAUACAAAGCUGAUCAGUAUGAGUACACACUUGAUGGAUCAGUGGACUUCAGAGGCAGGCCUGCAGCCAAGGGCAAGACCGGAGGCUGGGUGGCAGGAUCACUUGUGCUAGUGAAUCAGGGACUGGCUACCCUUGCGUUCUUUGGGGUCGGAGUCAACCUGGUAUUGUUUCUAACAAGAGUUCUGCAGCAGAACAAUGCAGAAGCAGCCAACAACGUUAGCAAAUGGACAGGCACAGUCUACAUCUUCUCCCUGGUAGGUGCCUUCCUCAGCGACUCUUACUGGGGAAGAUACAAGACGUGUGCCAUUUUCCAAGCCAUGUUUGUAAUAGGUUUGGUGCUGCUCUCUUUAUCCACACACAUGUUUCUUCUGAAACCCACAGGCUGUGGCGAUGAGGACUUAAACUGUGCACCUCACUCGAACAUCGAGCUGGGGUUCUUCUACCUCUCAGUCUACCUGGUUGCCCUAGGAAAUGGAGGGUACCAGCCAAACAUAGCCACCUUUGGAGCAGACCAGUUUGACGAGGAGGAUUCUGUAGAGGCUCGCUCCAAGAUUUCAUUCUUCAGCUACUUCUACCUGGCACUUAACCUGGGCUCUCUCUUCUCCAACACAUUCUUGGGUUACUUCGAGGACGAGGGCAUGUGGGCGCUGGGCUUCUGGGCAUCAGCUGGGUCUGCCAUGACGGCCCUGAUCCUCUUCCUCUGUGGCACGACUAGGUACAGGCACUUCAAGCCGAUUGGCAACCCCUUCUUCAGGGUCUGCCAGGUCAUUGUGGCUGCAUCAAGGAAGUGGAGGGUCAGGCUGCCGUCAAGUGGAGAAGAUCUCUACGAGGUGGAGGGAAAAAAGAUCUUAGACUCAGAUGCUAAUGGAAGCAGAAAGAUAUUGCACACUGAAGGGUUCGAGUUCUUGGACAGAGCAGCGGUCGUUGAUCCAAUGAAUGACUUCAUGGACAAAAAGAAUGAAUCGAGUGCCCACAAUCCAUGGCGCCUCUGCCCCGUCACACAAGUCGAAGAGUUCAAGUGCGUGCUUCGACUCCUCCCCAUAUGGCUGACCACCAUCAUCUACUCCGUCGUCUUCACGCAGAUGGCUUCCCUCUUCGUCGAGCAAGGUGCAGCCAUGAACAAUGUCGUCGGCAGUUUCCACAUUCCUCCCGCGAGCAUGUCUGCCUUUGACAUCGCCAGCGUCGCACUCUUCAUAUUCUUCUAUCGCAGACUGCUCACCCCUUUGGUUUCGAGAUGGAUGAAGGAUUCAAAAGGGCUCACGGAGCUGCAGAGGAUGGGAGUCGGGCUCGUCAUAGCAAUUACGGCAAUGAUUUCAGCCGGAACAGUUGAAGUCUACCGCCUUAAGAAUGUGUGCAGCAGCUGCACCGACGACAGUUCUCUGAGUAUCCUAUGGCAAAUCCCUCAGUACAUGCUGAUAGGGGCCUCCGAGGUGUUCAUGUACGUCGGCCAGUUGGAGUUCUUCAAUGACCAGGCGCCGGACGGGCUGAAGAGCUUCGGCAGCGCACUCUGCAUGACCUCGAUAUCGCUAGGGAACUACGUGAGCAGUCUCUUGGUGACCAUAAUCAUGGAGAUCACCGCGAAAGGCGAUCGACCAGGGUGGAUUCCGGUGAACCUGAACAGAGGGCACAUGGACAGGUUUUACUUUCUCCUCGCGAUCUUGACUGCUGCAGAUCUUGUUGUGUUUGCAGCCUGUGCAAGAUGGUACAAGAGCAUCAAGUUAGAGGGAAGGUACGAGGAUGAACAAGACAACUACGACGUCUAACUAUGAUUUAAUCGGAAGCUUCGCGGCAUUGAUUCUUUGAUUGAUGCAAAGAAAAAGGCCAGAACAUUUCUAGUUCGCUAGAAAGAGUUAAGGACGAGCUUCGAGCCCAGGUUUGGGCAUGUUUCUGAUACAGAAUGUAAAGUGUAAACCCUCUAUUUUCUUUAUUAUGGAAAUAAUAAUAA